CCAUUUCCCCGGGUUUCCUGUCUCUCAUCUGUCUGACUUCUAACUAUCACUGCAACCGUAUCUCAUUCUUCAGCCUGAUGUCACAUGCCGAAGAUCAGAAGUUCCUAAUCCAUAGGAGUCCUCAGUCGCAGGCAUUCCAAUGAUGUGGCUGUUUUUAACAACAACCUGUUUGAUUUGUGGAACUUUAAAUGCUGAUAAAAUCUUUAAUUUGGAAAGAGAAGCGAAUCCUGAAACGUGGAUGAAUACUAGUGAAAUCAUCACCUAUAAUGGCUACCCCAAUGAAGAGUAUGAAGUUGUCACUCAAGAUGGGUACAUCCUCAGCGUCAACAGAAUUCCUCACGGGCGAAGAGAUACUAGGAGUGCAGGUCCCCGGCCAGUUGUGUACAUGCAGCAUGCCCUGUUUAUAGACAAUUCUUCCUGGCUUAAGAAUUAUGCCAAUGGAAGCCUUGGAUUCAUUCUCGCAGAUGCAGGUUACGAUGUCUGGAUGGGGAACAGUCGGGGGAAUGUUUGGUCAAGAAAACACAAAACACUUUUUGAUGAAAUGGCCAAAUAUGAUCUCCCGAGCAUAAUAGACUUCAUUGUAAAUAAAACUGGGCAGGAGAAGUUGUAUUUUGUUGGACAUUCACUUGGCACUACAAUAGGGUUUGCAGCCUUUUCCACCAUGCCUGAAGUGGCACAGAGAAUCAAAAUGAAUUUUGCCUUGAGUCCUGUGGCCUCGUUCAAAUACCCCAAGGGUAUUUUUACCAGUUUUUUUCUACUUCCAAGUUCUGUAAUCAAGAAAUUGUUUGGUACCAAAGGUGUCUUUUUAGCAGAUAAGUCAGAGAAGCCACCUUUUGCCACAAUGUGCAACAAUAAAAUAUUAUUGGUGCUAUGUCGUGAAGUAAUGGACUUAUGGGCAGGAUUCAUCAGGAACAAUCUGAAUAUGAGUCGAAUGGACGUGUACAUGUCACACUCUCCCACCGGAUCGUCAAUACAGAACAUCCUCCAUAUAAAGCAGCUUUACCGAUCUGAUGAAUUCAGAGCUUAUGACUGGGGAAGUGAAGCUGAGAACAUGCGUCACUACAAUCAGAGUCGUCCCCCACUGUAUGACUUGACUGCCAUGACAGUGCCUACUGCUAUUUGGGUUGGUGGAAAUGAUGUCCUUGUAACAAUCCAGGAUGCGGCCAGGGUACUCCCCCAAAUCAGGAAUCUCCGUUACUUCCAGCUAUUGCCAGAUUGGAACCACGUUGAUUUCAUCUGGGGCCUUGAUGCUCCUGAACGGAUGUACAGUAAAAUCCUAGAUUUGAUGAAGACAUAUUCCUAACUACAAUACAUCCACUUUUCCAUUAAAGCUUGCUCUCAACGCCAGGAGGCUUUGGGAAAAAGAAUAAUCAGCAGUGAGGUCUACUCCAGUAUCCUCCACCUUGUUGAUGUUGCUGAAUGUUUCCUUGUCAAGGAGUCUCAAGGAGAACAUCCCCCAAUCAAUGGUAUCCCACAGAUUUUCCACUGGUGAUUUGCAUGCUUCAUGAACAAGGAGGAAGAUCUUUCUCCCUGUCUUGCUGAUUCACCCACCUACAGAACCAAACAAGAGACAGAAAGGAAAAUUCCUCAAGGCAAGCCUCAUGUAGUGCUAAGCAUGAAGCAGAAUUAUCCCUAAACAUCCCCAUUCUUGCCUAAUUGUAAGUAGGUUGGUGUUCUCCCAAACUAGUCAUUCACCUGUGCCAUACCUGCAUGCCACCUAUGAUACUGCUUUUACAAGUCUCAGACUCAAUUUGCUUAUUUAUAUUUUAAAAAACCUUUUUGGAGCUACUAUAAAUGGGAGGAAAAGGUAUUAUUUACCCCAACUUGAAGAUAAACAUAAACUGUCACAAUGAAAAGCAAAUCAUUGAUAAUAAAAUUUCUAGAUGCCAUGACUAGUCCAGGCCACUGAGUUUUAGAACUGCCUUCUUUUUGGUAAACGUGCCCUCUUGAUUUGAAAGGGAGAUUGGCAAGUGCUAGAAACAAAGACAUAAACCCGAGUUUGGCUUCCUCCUUGCGCUCAGAAGAUUGAAAGAAAUUUGACAGUGAGUCUUUGGUAGGAUGUAUCAUGGCCCCCAAAGAUGUCCAUGUCCUAAUUCAAGAAACUAACCCUACCCCUUAUAUGACGAAAGAGAUGUUGCAGAUGUGACAAAGUUAAGGUAGUUAAGAAACUUGAGGUGAGAAGUUUAUCCUGGGUUAUCUGAGUGGGAUCAAAGGACUUACAGGGGUCCCCAUAAGAGGGAGGCAGGAAAGGCAAAGUCAGAAAAUAUGACAGUGAAACAACAAGAAGCUGGAGUGAUGCACUGAGUCAAGGAAUUCUGGCCGCCUCUGGAAUCUGGAAAAGGGAAGGAAACAGAUUCUCCCAGAAGUUUCCAUAAGGAAUGCAGCCCUGCGCCUUGAUCUUAGAUUUCUGAUCUUCAGAACUGUAAGAGAAUAAACUUACAUGAUUUUUAAGCCA
Molecule: messenger RNA, 2455 nt
Organism: Myotis lucifugus (little brown bat)
Lineage: Eukaryota; Metazoa; Chordata; Mammalia; Chiroptera; Vespertilionidae
Gene: LIPN
Product: lipase family member N
Exons: 10
Coding region: 140-1303 (387 amino acids)
Biological process (GO): lipid metabolic process
Molecular function (GO): hydrolase activity, acting on ester bonds
Source: RefSeq, a predicted model, not a curated record